Cylindrotheca closterium is the source of this 1875-nucleotide messenger RNA. The record is from the annotation of a GenBank genome assembly. NCBI's taxonomy places the organism in Eukaryota, Bacillariophyta, Bacillariophyceae, Bacillariales, Bacillariaceae.
AUGGGAAACGGAGCAUCUUACAUCACCCUUGCAGAAGCUGCUCCUCACUUCGGUGAAGAAGUCGUCCAGUUGAUUGGGAAACAGCAAAAUUCCGCCAUCAGCAGUGACGCAUUACAGUCGGCUGUGUUUGCUGGAACCACGGCAGCUGCUUUGCUCAUUCAAAAACGACAUGAAGUAUAUCACAAACUGUUUUCAGACCUUCCAUUGUACAUCUUGACCGAACAUCGAUCAUCAGUGGUAACUGUUUUCGGUCUUCCAGCAUCCCUCUUAUGGAAUAGCUUGAUGAAUGCCCGAUCGCGAUACAUUCACACCUUUUACUCGGCCCCUCAUUUGCAUGACCAACGUGUGGCCGCCAUUCAAGAACAAGUCAAGAAUCGACCGGAUCCAUACGCCCCUAUCUGUACAUCAAGACCAGGCUGGCAGUCAAUCUCUCCUUCUUACCGAACCUACAAAAAGAAGUGGAAUGCCAUUGACAUGCCGUUGCAUGACAUCCUCAGCAUGGAUACUUCAGACGAAGGCAUGAUUGUUCAUGUCGAACCAUUUGUCAGUAUUGGUCAAUUGACACAUGCCUUAAAUCCCAAAGGAUUCACUCUGCCAGUCGUACCGGAAAUGGACGAUCUGACUGUUGGUGGUUUGAUCAUGGGGACCGGUAUCGAGUCUUCCUCGCACAAGUAUGGAUUGUUUCAUGAAAUUAUUGUCGAAUUGGAGUUGCUCCUUGGCGACGGAACCGUCGUCGUCGCAACAGCCGACAAUGAAUAUUCAGAUCUCUUUCGUGCCGUGCCUUGGUCCUAUGGAACCUUGGGGCUCUUGUUGUCAGCUAAGUUGAAAAUUAUUCCCUGCAAGAACUAUGUCAAGCUGACGUAUACUCCUCACCAUUCUAAGGAUGGAUACGUGGAACAUAUGCGUCAACUCUCGGGAGAAUAUGACACCAAGAAAAUUACCAAUGGUAACAUUAACACUAAUGGUCAUCACUCCAAGAAUGGCCAUGACUCGAAGUCAACACCCAUGUUUGUCGAAGCACUGGCCUAUUCUCUCGAGACGGGCGUCGUCAUGUCCGGAGAAUUCGUCGACGCCAAAGAUGUUCCUUUUGGCAAGGCCAAUCGAAUUGGAUUUUGGCACAAACCGUGGUUCUACAAACAUGUCGAACAAAUGCUAUGGAAGAAAACGGGAUCUAUCUGGAGUCGACUAUUUGGUCUAAAUGGCAAGGCAAACGAGAAGGAACCAAGCUAUGAACCCGUCGUCGAAUACAUCCCACUUCGUGACUACUACCAUCGUCAUACACAAUCGCUCUUUUGGGAAAUGGAAAUGUUGAUCCCGAUUGGUAAUCAUUUCCUAUUCCGAUGGCUCUUUGGCUGGCUCAUGCCACCCAAAGUGUCCUUCAUCAAGUUGUUUCAAACUGAAAUGCUUCGCGAUCUCAUGGAAAGGACCCACAUGGCUCAAGACUUUUUGGUGCCCACACGACAAUGGUCUUCCUUCAUGGAAGUCUGUGACAAGGAAUUUGACAAGAUUUAUCCAGUUUGGUUGUGCCUUCAUGAUCAUGCUCCGAUGCCUGGAUCUCUGUUGAAAGAUCCUGCCCAGCCGGACCCAAAUCGUUCCAACCAUGAAAUGUACGUUGAUGUCGGAAUCUAUGGUCUUCCCCGCUGUGUCCAUGAAAAGCGAGAAGACGAAUUCGAUAUGAAAAAAGCCAUGCGGAAUGUACUACAGGCUUGCGUCGACAUGGAUGGCUUUCAAAUGUUGUAUGCCGAUGUCUUUUCCACACGGACCGAAUUUGAACAAAUGUUUGAUCACAAGAAAUAUCGAAAGUUGAGAAGCAAGUAUAAUGCUGACACAGGUGCUUUCAAGGAAGUCUAUGACAAAAUGAGUGUAGUGGUGUAA